AUGGAUUUACGAUUCCGCAUGCAUGUGCACAGCUAUGCCGGUAAACCCCAUAUCACAAACAGAGCCGCAUUCCUAAACCUAUACCAUGGUACUCUCCAACGUUGUUUCUCAAAUACUGCUAUUCUCAGAUCUUUGCAUGGCACAAUUACGCCUGAGAAUUUUGUCUGUGGAGCCAAGACGGUAGAAAGACCAUCUGUAGAUAGCUUCAGAGCCGAUCCCCAUGCCAAACGUGUUGAUGUCAGUGCAAUGCUCCCACGACGAAAAGGUACACAAAGGGAGGUAGGAGGUAUCACAAGAGAUAUAAUCCAAAAACAUGUAUUCUGCCCCAAAAAGGAACCCCCUGGGAGGGUAAGCAGAGAAAUUGGUGCUAUCUCACCUGUCAAGAGGGAUCAACAUCCUGAUCGAGCAUCUCUCGUCUUUCAAAAGCAAGUCCAGCCUUCAGAGGAGGCUCGAAAGUUCAAUUAUAACCAAGAUGAAAUCACGUGCCCUCCAAGCCCCAUGUCUGGAGAAUUAUACGACAGACUUCGCCUCAGUGAUCCUCUUAAGAUCGUCUCGUUAUACAACACCCCCAUACAGUUUGACGUUAUCCGGGACAUCCUCAAUCUCCCACCCACUGCCAGCCCGGAGGUGACGCGGCUCUGGAACACAAUCGUGGUAAAUGACACCCCGGUGGAAGUGGCCAUGGCCGACCCACGCGCGUUAUCCAAACUCCAAUCCUUUUACAUCUUUCUCCAUGCAAAAGGAUCCCCCAGGGUUACUGGUUUCUACGAGAAUACGGUGGGUCUCUUGUGGUGCAAUUCCCGGUUUGAAGACGCCUUUACCGCACAUUCAAUGCUUUACCCCGUGCACAAGCCCGACUCCUGGCUAAAGCUCGUUCAGCUCGCCCUUAUCAACCGUAAUACCGAGAGUAUUCCCGCGUUGCUUCGAAUCCACGCCACCUUGGACGUUUCAGCAGACGGAUUCAGUGCCCCUCACACCAGAUUCUUAGAGUUUCUCUAUGACAACGUCUCAGACUCGGAGCUUCUCUGUUCCUGGCAAACGCACCUCAUCGCAAGCGGCGAUCUCCCCCUAGACUCCAACAAAAAUUUUGUUCUCAACAAAGUAGUCAACUCGAUGCGCCGCAACCGAGACAGGAUUGGCUUCAACGCCUUGCUUCGUGGAAUAAAGACCCAUACCGCUUUAGCCUGGAUGGUGCCCAAGACCGUGCAAAACAUUAUUCUAACCGCAUCAAUGCUCGCCACAAGUCAGCCGAAGCACUUCAAAGCGGUGCUACGCCUCUUUCAGACCCACCCCUACCUCCUGAGCCACGACUGUUGGUCGUUUGUGUACUUCCACUCCCCCAAGGUUCCCCUAAGCGUGAUAGACGGAAUAGCCGAAAAACAUAUAGACAUUACUGCCAACCCCAACGCCUUGCUCCAACGAUGCCUUCGGUCGGUUGGAAAAGCAGCGUUUAGUAAGAACACCAGUCUCUACCUCCAGCAGGGCUUCCCCAAAACAGCCACCUACUAUAAGCUCGCCAUCCUUGAUAUGUGCGCCACGGGCCAUUUGGACACUGCCCUCGCCAUGACGAGGGACAUCUGUGGCCUGCCGUCGCAAUAUUGUGAAAAUAACCGAAAAUCCGAUCGAAAAUUCAAUAAAAAGGUUACAAACGAAGUUUUGGCAGGGAUGAUAGAAGGCGCAACCAAGGCUAAGUCUACCCACCAUGUUACCUCCAUCGAAGAGUAUGUCGAUAACCACCCGGAUUUGAUUCUGGAAAAGACAGUCUUAUUACUCGCAACAGCGUUCCUCGAGUUUUCUUGUUAUGAUAAGGUCUUUGCCAGGCUAGAGGUUUUACUGGAGACCGGUGUCUCCGGCGUAUCUCCCAUAGAGGUGACCAAAGUCAUCGAACACAUUCUCAACGACCACCAAAACUGCAAAGUGGACGUGCUUGAGCUCGUCCUGAUCUGCCUUUGCAUCCACAAAACCUCAUCCAGGAUCGAGCCGUACCUCUGGCAGAAACUCCUCCGUCUUGUGGGCUACCAAUCAGACAUGGAUAUGACUUACAAAAUCUCCAGUUGGCUUGUUGCUGAAUUACGCACCGAAAACCUCCACACCAGCGAAUCACACGCCCGGCGCCCGGUGCAAAGAGUGUUGGGGGUAGAUUUUCAACGGCGGUUUGUCAUCUGGGGGGUCAGAUGCUUUCCUUCUGAGCCAUGGAAGGCGAUAGAGUAUCUAGCAAAACUCCGAGCCCAGGGACUCGUCUUGGACGUGGAUGCCAUCAGGGGACAGGUGAUCCGGGUCCUUCGCCACAUAUGGCUUUCAGAAUACCUGACGUUGAAACCAUUUGAGAAAGCAUGCAGGGAUAAGUUGCGAGAACCGGAGAAAGUGAUGGAAAGAUACAAUGCCGCCUGGAAUAAGCAGGUAUCUAAUGAAGAGGAGUAA
Molecule: messenger RNA, 2421 nt
Organism: Babjeviella inositovora NRRL Y-12698
Lineage: Eukaryota; Fungi; Ascomycota; Pichiomycetes; Serinales
Exons: 3
Coding region: 1-2421 (806 amino acids)
Source: RefSeq, a predicted model, not a curated record